AUGUGGUGGCUCUGGAGCACGGGACUGUCGAAAGCCAUCUACGACCACCACCUCAGCAGCAUCAUCCAGGUCACCCCUGCCAACUUCGAGAACCAGAUCAACAAGAUCCGCCAGACCACCCACUAUGUCAAUGUCGUGCAGUUCUACAAGCAGUCCGGUGUGGUGCUGACCAGAUGGGUCGCGGCCGUCGACUGCGAGGAGUACGAGGCUCUCUGCGCCAAGCAGAACAUCAAGGAGUACCCCUCCUUCGUGAUCUACCCGCCGAUGCCCAUGCCACCGAUCUUCGUCACAGAGGCGAACACCACCCUGCUGCAGAAGAAGGCCGCCCGGGAGCUGCACUCCAACGUGAUCGAAGUUCACAAGGACAACCAUCGCACUUUCCUGGCAGAAAAUCCCUCUGUGCCCAAGGUGCUCUAUUUCUCGGAUAAGAAGGGAGUGCCCACCCUGUACAAGGCGCUGUCGGUGGCCUUCGAGAACAAGCUGCUCUUCGCGAUCAUCAGGAACAGCGAGACCGAACUGGUUGACCAGUACCGGGUCAAGUCCUUCCCCACCUUGCUCCUGGUCAAGGCCAGCGAGAAAAAACCCAUUCCUUAUAAGGGCGCACUUAAUUACAAAGAAAUCUUCGCGUUCUUCAAUAUCUACUCGGAGGUGUUCGUGCCCGGAGGCGGCAGCUCUUUAGAUUCCUCGGCUACGAAGCCUUGGAUGACCUCGCCUUUUCCUGAGCUGACUGCGCAAUCCGCCAAGGAUUUGUGUCUGGACCAUCUCGGCUUCUGCGUGAUCCUGGUCUCGGGCCAGCAGCCGAUCGGCGAUGUCGCUAAGCAAUUUGAAGCCUUGAAGAGCAGCUACGACAAGAAAAACGACAAGCUCAAGAUGCCUUUUUCUUUCAUGUGGCUUGACCGGCAGAAGGAGCCCGCCUGGGCCGAGCUGUUUAGCUCCACUGACAAGGACAGUGUAGUCCUGCUCAACCCCGGCAAGCGCAAGCGCUACAUGGCCCACGAGGACGAAUUCACCGAAUCCGCGAUCUCAAAGAGCAUCGAGAAAGUACUGGCCGGGGACGGCUCUUUCAAAAGGCUCGGAGACAAGCUGCCCGAGUUCGUGCCCCGUGCGAAUGAAAAUAUCUGA
Messenger RNA from Hippocampus zosterae (dwarf seahorse), 1122 nucleotides. Its product is annotated as putative protein disulfide-isomerase DDB_G0275025. The transcript has 2 exons. Bases 1 to 1122 code for a protein of 373 amino acids. The record is from RefSeq and is a predicted model, not a curated record. Lineage: Eukaryota; Metazoa; Chordata; Actinopteri; Syngnathiformes; Syngnathidae.